AGGACAGGAAGAUGUCACCCAAGCGCAUAGCUAAAAGAAGGUCCCCCCCAGCAGAUGCCAUCCCCAAAAGCAAGAAGGUGAAGGACGCGAGGGCCGCUGCCUCCCGCCGCAUUCCUGGCGCCCGCUCCUGCCAAGGUGCCUGCGGGCCGAGCCCUCCUGACCAGAAAACCCGACCAGUCUCACACAGGUCCCACAGCACAGAACCCGGCUUGGUGCUGACACUAGGCCAGGGCGAUGUGGGCCAGCUGGGGCUGGGUGAGAAUGUGAUGGAGAGGAAGAAGCCGGCCCUGGUAUCCAUUCCAGAGGAUGUUGUGCAGGCUGAGGCUGGGGGCAUGCACACCGUGUGUCUAAGCAAAAGUGGCCAGGUCUAUUCCUUCGGCUGCAAUGAUGAGGGUGCCCUGGGAAGGGACACAUCAGUGGAGGGCUCGGAGAUGAUCCCUGGGAAAGUGGAGCUGCAAGAGAAGGUGGUACAGGUGUCAGCAGGAGACAGUCACACAGCAGCCCUCACCGAGGAUGGCCGUGUCUUCCUCUGGGGCUCCUUCCGGGACAAUAACGGUGUGAUUGGGCUGUUGGAGCCCAUGAAGAAGAGCAUGGUGCCAGUGCAGGUGCAGCUGGACGUGCCUGUGGUAAAGGUGGCCUCAGGAAACGACCACUUGGUGAUGCUGACAGCUGGUGGUGACCUCUACACCUUGGGCUGCGGGGAACAGGGCCAGCUAGGCCGUGUGCCUGAGUUAUUUGCCAACCGUGGUGGCCGGCAAGGUCUUGAACGACUCCUGGUCCCCAAGUGUGUGAUGCUGAAAUCCAGGGGAAGCCGGGGCCACGUGAGAUUCCAGGAUGCCUUUUGUGGUGCCUAUUUCACCUUUGCCAUCUCCCACGAGGGCCACGUGUACGGCUUUGGCCUCUCCAACUACCAUCAGCUUGGAACUCCGGGCACAGAAUCUUGCUUCAUACCCCAGAACCUAACAUCCUUUAAGAAUUCCACCAAGUCCUGGGUGGGCUUCUCUGGUGGCCAGCACCAUACAGUCUGCAUGGAUUCAGAAGGAAAAGCAUACAGCCUGGGCCGGGCUGAGUAUGGGCGGCUGGGCCUUGGGGAGGGUGCUGAGGAGAAGAGCAUACCCACCCUCAUCUCCAGGCUGCCUGCUGUCUCCUCAGUGGCUUGUGGGGCCUCUGUGGGGUAUGCUGUGACCAAGGAUGGUCGUGUUUUCGCCUGGGGCAUGGGCACCAACUACCAGCUGGGCACAGGGCAGGAUGAGGAUGCCUGGAGCCCUGUGGAGAUGACGGGCAAACAGCUGGAGAACCGUGUGGUCUUAUCUGUGUCCAGCGGGGGCCAGUGCCAGCCAGCUGUCAGUGUGACUAACAAAGGCUUCAAAUCUGUCAAGAAGGAAGAAAAAAGUUGA
Mandrillus leucophaeus (drill) is the source of this 1397-nucleotide messenger RNA. It is a transcript of the gene RCC1, whose product is annotated as regulator of chromosome condensation 1. The transcript has 11 exons. Gene Ontology annotation, molecular function: guanyl-nucleotide exchange factor activity. Gene Ontology annotation, cellular component: cytoplasm. Lineage: Eukaryota; Metazoa; Chordata; Mammalia; Primates; Cercopithecidae. Bases 12 to 1397 code for a protein of 461 amino acids. The record is from RefSeq and is a predicted model, not a curated record.